Molecule: messenger RNA, 4359 nt
Organism: Neoarius graeffei (lesser salmon catfish)
Lineage: Eukaryota; Metazoa; Chordata; Actinopteri; Siluriformes; Ariidae
Gene: wdr26b
Product: WD repeat domain 26b
Exons: 14
Coding region: 307-2121 (604 amino acids)
Biological process (GO): proteasome-mediated ubiquitin-dependent protein catabolic process
Cellular component (GO): GID complex
Molecular function (GO): protein binding
Source: RefSeq, a predicted model, not a curated record
CGCCCCGCUCCCCCCCCUCACCCCGCCGGGAGCCGAGCGUCUCCUGUCCCCGGAUCCCUCGCGGGGCAUCACGGGCUUCUCACCACGGCCGCUCUCGGUGAGGGAACUCUGGCCUCCGCUUCCUCCUCCUCCGACUCGGACACCGGCGGAGCGUCGCCGCCCCCGCGGAAGAAGCGCCGAGCCUCGGCGGCGGAGGGAGCAGGAGAGCCCGAGGCUUCAGCAGUAGCAGCAGGCCCGGCGGGCCGUUCCGCUCCGACUCCCCCGCACUCCCACCCCGCUCACCUCAGCCGCAGCGCCGGCACCAGCAUGCAGUCCAACGGCGCCGAACAGGGACCGGACUCCGGGCUCAGCUGCCAGAACAGCACCGCACAGAACCUGGAGAACGGAGAGAGCUCCAGCGGCAGGCCCGACACCGCGCACUCCAACGGGCUCCUCUCCGGAUCCGGCCCCGGCAGCAACACGGCCCAACCCGGGACCUGCGCCCUCCUGUCGCCCGGUUCUGGUUCCGCUUCCUUAAAGAAGCUGAAGCGCCUUUCGCAGUCUGAAGAGGAUGUGAUCCGACUCAUAGGGCAACAUCUGCACGGGCUGGGGCUCAGUCAGACAGUGGAUCUGUUGAUGCAGGAGUCGGGCUGUAGACUGGAACACCCCGCUGCUACCAAGUUCAGAAACCACAUCAUGGAGGGAGAGUGGGACAAGGCAGAAAAUGACCUCAGCGAGCUCAAAGGCCUGAUGCAUUCACCAAACGCUAUUGUGAGGAUGAAGUUUCUCCUCCUGCAGCAGAAGUAUCUGGAGUAUUUGGAGGAUGGGAAAGUUCUGGAAGCGUUACAGGUGUUGAGAGGAGAGCUGACGCCACUCAAAUACAACACGGACCGAAUCCACGUCCUCAGCGGGUAUCUGAUGUGCAGCCACGCCGAGGACCUGAGGGCCAAAGCCGAGUGGGAGGGGAAAGGAGUGAGCUCGCGCUCCAAACUGCUCGAUAAACUACAGACGUAUCUCCCCCCCUCGGUGAUGCUGCCCCCCCGGAGGUUACACACACUCCUGCGUCAGGCCGUGGAGUUACAGAGAGACCGCUGCCUUUAUCACAACACCAAGACGGACAACAACCUCGACUCUGUUUCACUACUGCUGGACCACGUGUGCAGCAGGAAGCAGUUCCCCUGUUACACUCAGCAGAUUCUGACCGAACACUGUAACGAGGUUUGGUUCUGCAAGUUCUCCAACGACGGCACCAAACUGGCCACCGGAUCCAAAGACACCACCGUGAUCGUGUGGCAGGUGGACCCGGACACGCACCAGCUGAAGUUGUGGAGGACGUUGGAAGGUCACGCGUACGGUGUGUCUUACCUGGCCUGGAGUCCUGAUGACGUGUACCUCAUCGCCUGCGGCCCAGACGACUGCUCGGAACUGUGGCUCUGGAACGUACAGACAGGUGAACUGCGGACUAAAAUGAGCCAGUCUCACGAGGACAGUCUGACCAGCGUCGCCUGGAACCCCGACGGCAAGCGCUUCGUUACGGGAGGACAGCGGGGGCAGUUCUACCAAUGCGAUCUGGACGGGAACCUGGUGGACUCGUGGGAAGGCGUGCGCGUUCAGUGUUUAUGGUGUGUGAGCGACGGCCGAACAGUUCUGGCCUCCGAUACACACCAACGCAUCCGCGCCUACAACUUCGAGGACCUGACUGACAGAAACAUAGUUCAGGAGGAUCAUCCGAUCAUGUCCUUCACCGUUUCUAAGAACGGACGAUUAGCUUUGUUAAAUGUAGCAACUCAGGGAGUUCAUCUCUGGGACCUACAGGACCGUGUGUUGGUGAGGAAGUAUCAGGGAGUGACGCAGGGCUUCUACACCAUCCACUCCUGCUUCGGUGGCCAUAACGAGGACUUCAUCGCCAGCGGCAGUGAAGAUCAUAAGGUGUAUAUUUGGCACAAGCGUAGCGAGCUGCCUAUAGCCGAGCUCACAGGACACACUCGCACUGUGAACUGCGUUAGCUGGAACCCGUGUGUCCCGAGUCUGAUGGCCAGCGCUUCGGAUGAUGGCACGGUUCGAGUGUGGGGCCCCGCCCCCUUCCUCCCAGCACAGGAAGUGGACGCUUUCAACGAGAACUGCAGUAACAUGUACAGUUGAUGAAGUCCAUUUCAGAGAAACAAUCAAAAAUAUCUACAGAAUCGAUUCCACGUCAACAAACGAACAAAAGCAGAACAGACAAUACAGAGCAUCAACCUGUGUGUGUGUGUGUGUGUGUGUGUGUGUGUGUGUGUGUGUGUGUGUGUGUGUGUGUGUGAGAGUAAGUGUUCGGGAGCUCAAAAUCGUCACGGCGACUGAAGCUGUCAACCCAACAAACGUUUUCCUAAUGAUCAGAGAGAUGGAGGGAUGAGGGGGUAAAAACUAGCCUCGCUUUCUCGUCACAUGUUCAUCACACAAUAAGAUUCUUUCGUUCUUUUUAAACUCUUUAUUUAAAAACAUUACUAACCAUAGCAGGUUAAACCUCAACCUCUCAUCCAUCCAUCCAUCCAUCCAUCUUUUCUUUCCCUGAUUCCCUCAGCUCUGAGUGACAGGGUCAGGGGUCAAAGGUUACUAGUUGGUGGUUGCAGGUUUGGUGUGUGUGUGUGUGUGUGUGUGUGUAGGAGGAAUAGUUUUAAUCUGAUUCAGAGCCCCACUGAGACCUUCAUCUGUGGAACAACAACAAAGAUGCCGUUUUUGUAAUGUUAUUGUUUUAAAAAAAACACAAAAAUGAGGGCUGAUUAUUAUUUUUUUGUUUCCCCUUAGAUUAAAAAUGCGUAAUUUAAAAGAAGUGUAGCUGUGAAGAGGGGGUGGAAGUGCAGAAUAAUAUCCACAUCUACCGUGACCCUUCAACCGUUGGCGGUGGGCGUGGUCAUCUGCGAUAUCACAGAGCAUCCGUCGAGGAUCCCGUUCAUGUUUGGAUAUACUAAAGCACUUCUCAAUGUAACGCUCGCCAGCUAACGGUACCUUCCUGCUACGUUAGUAAUUAGCUCGGGUUAGCACGCACACAGCUACCCGGUUUUUAAUCUUUAACACUUCUUCAGCCAAUCAGAAAUUGCUGUGCCCUCGUGAGGGGGCGGGACCACCACAGUCAUCACACUGGCUUCUGAUUGGACCCAGUUAUUAAGAACUUCCUGUACAUUGCACAAGUCUGUGCAUUCUGCACUGAUGUCCCGGGAGCCCCUUCUCAUAUGAUCUAUGCAGCAAAACUCCACCCACAAAUUUUAAAUUUGUCAGAUUGCUCCGCCCCACCCUGCCCCGCCUCUUGAAUCUCCUAUGAUCCGUUCCUGGAACUCUUCCUCACUAUGCAGUAAAGCUCCGCCCCAGGAAUUCAGUCACGCCUGUUUCGAUUUGCGCAAGUCUGCUAAGCCCCACCCCCACCCCCAGACCUGUUUUAUAAACUCAGUAAACCUUUUAAAGGCUGAAAAAAACCCUCCAAAGCCACGUCCGUUUAAUUACACAUUGAACUAAAGGUAUUUCUUAUUUAUGACCUAUGCAACAGAGCCCCACCCCAAUUUUAUAGAAGGCUCCGCCCUCUCUUCACUAAUUCUAGUGGUUCAUACAGUUGCCCCGCCCCUUUUGUUUGUGUUCCUGUUUGAGGAAUGGUUCCUCAUUUAUGACCUAUGCAGCAAAGCCCCACCCCAAAAAAAAAAAGGCGUUUCAUGGAAAAGCCCCGCCCCUUUUUGAGUUCCAGUGUUGGGGCAGUGUAAAGGGGACUUAGUCAUUUUGCACUACACAUCCCAUCAUCGUAUUUCUGCCAUAAACGCUGGCUUUGGUGAAAUCUGCCGACAUGCUGGAAACUUCGAACAUCGGAAAAGUGUUAAUUCGUGUGAAUUUUCACGCUGUCGGCUCGCUGUGUUUACCUUUAGGUACAUAAAGACAUUUUUCAGGCAGUAAAGUUGUUUUUUUUUUUUUUUUUUUUUGAGUUUAGAGCUUUCAAUUCCCCUUUGUUUUGGAAAGAAACGAUAUUUACUAUGGACUGAUAGUAAUGACCUUUCUGUUUUUUAUUACAUUUUUUUGUUACUGUUUUUGGGGGGUUAUAUAUAUUUUUCUUUUGUUUGCUUUUUGGUUGAUCCUUUAUCCCUGUAUUAUCAUAUUAAACUAUAACCAGCCAAAUUGUCUCCUCGUUAUUAAUUUUAUGAUUUAACAUUAACAUUUUUUUUUUUUACUUUUUCGUUUUGUUGCAUUCAUACUUUUUUAUUUUAGUUUUCAUUUUAAUUAACCUUACUUGACAACUUCUAAGUGCACUAUGGAGUGAGCAGAGCUGAGAUGCUCUGAGGCAAUAUGUUCGGUCUGGAUGUGAUAUUUUUCUUCCUGUAUGUGCCAUUUAAAGAAAUAAAACACAGAGGUUUUGUACUUGAA